Chrysoperla carnea is the source of this 1251-nucleotide messenger RNA. RefSeq lists its product as uncharacterized. The coding region runs from base 1 to 1251 and encodes 416 amino acids. Lineage: Eukaryota; Metazoa; Arthropoda; Insecta; Neuroptera; Chrysopidae. The transcript has a single exon. Gene Ontology annotation, molecular function: protein dimerization activity. The record is from RefSeq and is a predicted model, not a curated record.
AUGUCUGGAAAGUACUCUGGUGUCCAGUCUAGAAUAAAAGAAGUAUGCGAAUAUGCAAUUUACGUUCCAUGUGCGGCACAUUCGCUUAAUUUAGUGGGUGUUCAAGCUGUUGAAUGUAUUACUGAAGCAGUAGCAUUCUUUCAAUUUGUUCAAAAAUUGUAUAAUUUUUUCUCAGCUUCGACCAAACGCUGGCAAAUUUUGACAGAGCAUUUAGGUGUAAAUAAAGUUCUGAAGUCCCUUUCGCAAACCAGAUGGUCCGCACAUGCCAAUACUAUUAAUGCUUUGCAAAAUGGUUAUUUAAAUAUUUCUGAAGCAUUAUCCUUCAUCGCAAGUGACAUCAAUCAACCAGGAGACAGUAGAAACGAAGCCCAAAGCUUAGUAAAAAAAAUGGAAAAAUUUGAGACUGCUCUACUGACGGAAAUAUGGAAUGAUAUUUUGGGAAUUAUGAAUAAAACAAGUCUAAGUUUACAGAAUAGCACUAUGACUAUGGGCGUUGUGACAAAACUUUACGAAUCUCUGAUCAGUUAUGUCAAUAACGCACGCAAUAAUUUUGAUCAUUAUGAAACGGCUGCUAAAGAAAAAAAUCCAGGUGCUGAUUACAAAGAUAAAUUUGAAAGAAAAAGAAUUCGCAGCUCACGCCUCACUUUUUUUGAAGGACCAUCAUCACCAGAGACUCUCCAGUUGAGAGGCAAGGAAAAGUUUCGUGUAGAUACUUUCAUUCCCAUAAUUGACACAUUAAUUACAUAUUUAAAAAAACGUUCGGCAGCAUACAAAGAAAUUGAUAAUCGAUUUAGUUUUCUUUGUCAGUUAACAACAAUCAAAUCUGACGAAUUGACCAAAAAAUGCAACGAAUUUGCAGAAUUUUAUCACGAAGACAUUAAUGCAUAUGAGCUCAAAACAGAAUGUUUUCAUUUAAGCCAAUAUUUAAAAAAUAUAGCAAAGCCAUCAGCGGAUUUAAAUAUCUCAGUCUUACUUAACUUAAUAAAGACUGAUAAAUUAGAAGAAACUUUUCCAAAUGUUGAAGUUGCUACAAGAAUAUUCCUUUGCCUAAUGGUUACCAAUUGUAGUGGGGAGCGCUCAUUUUCGCAGCUUAAGAGAAUUAAAAAUGAAUUGCGAACAUCAAUGCUACAAGAACGACUAAAUAAUUUGUCAAUUAUGAGCAUAGAAAGUGAUAUUCUUCAGAAAACUGAGUUCGAGGAUUUAAUAGAAGAUUUUGCUCAACAGAAAUCUCGAAAGAAACUAUUAUCGUAA